This is a messenger RNA of Juglans regia (Persian walnut), 1693 nucleotides long. RefSeq names its product serine carboxypeptidase-like 25. The transcript is spliced from 8 exons. Gene Ontology annotation, cellular component: vacuole. Lineage: Eukaryota; Viridiplantae; Streptophyta; Magnoliopsida; Fagales; Juglandaceae. The record is from RefSeq and is a predicted model, not a curated record. Gene Ontology annotation, molecular function: serine-type carboxypeptidase activity. Gene Ontology annotation, biological process: proteolysis. The coding region runs from base 101 to 1486 and encodes 461 amino acids.
ACACACUCCACAUGAGUUCACAUCACACACACAACUAGGAAGAAAGACAUCUUCCUUUCUCUUUGUUUUUUCUGUCUUCUUCUUCGUUGAGGCCGUGGUCAUGGCAAAAAGGCAGAUCUUUGUAUCCAUGGUCUUUGUUUUGCUUGUUGGGCUGGUUGGUGCAAACGAAGAAGAAGAAGCUGACAGGAUAUUACAACUUCCUGGGCAGCCUAAGGUCUCUUUCCAACAUUUCUCAGGCUAUGUCACUGUUAAUCAUGCUGUUGGCAGAGCCCUCUUUUACUGGCUCACCGAGGCUGUCCACGACCCCUUAUCAAAACCCUUGGUUGUGUGGCUUAAUGGAGGCCCUGGCUGCUCUUCUGUGGCAUAUGGUGCAUCCGAAGAAAUUGGUCCAUUUAGAAUAAAUAAGACGGCCUCAGGUCUGUAUCUCAACAAGUUCUCAUGGAACAAUGUAGCAAACCUCUUGUUCUUGGAAACUCCGGCGGGGGUCGGCUUCUCUUACAGCAACAGGACAUCUGAUCUUCUUGAUACCGGUGACCGCCGCACUGCCAGGGACUCCCUGGAAUUCCUUAUACGCUGGCUGGAUCGUUUCCCACGUUACAAGCACAGAGAAGUCUAUCUCACCGGGGAGAGUUAUGCUGGCCAUUAUGUUCCUCAGCUGGCUAAAGAAAUUAUGACCUACAAUAUACAAUCGAAACAGACGAUUAAUCUGAAAGGAAUUAUGGUUGGAAAUGCAGUCACAGACAACUACUAUGAUAACCUAGGGACAGUGACAUACUGGUGGAGCCAUGCCAUGAUCUCCGAUAAAACAUACCGGCAACUGGUCAACACAUGUGAUUUCAAGCGACAGAAGGAAUCGGACGAAUGCGAGUCAUUGUAUAAUUAUGCCGUGGAUCAAGAAUUUGGUUACAUUGAUCAAUACAACAUUUAUGGACCCCGUUGCAACAGUACUUCUGGUGGUACCAGUACCGGUACUCGCCAUACCAUGAGAUUGCCUCACCGACCCCGUCCGAUUUUCCGGCAAAUGUCAGGGUAUGAUCCUUGUACUGAGAAAUAUGCUGAGAUUUACUACAAUAGGCCGGAUGUGCAGAAAGCACUCCACGCCAAUACAACCAAAAUUCCUUAUAAGUGGACUGCUUGCAGCGAGGUUUUGAACCGAAAUUGGAACGACACAGAUGCGUCUAUUCUUCCAAUUUAUAGGGAAAUGAUAGCAGGUGGUUUGAGAAUUUGGGUGUUUAGUGGUGAUGUAGACUCAGUGGUGCCAGUUACGGCCACCAGAUAUUCCCUUGCUCAGCUCAAAUUAGAAACCACAAUUCCAUGGUACCCUUGGUAUGUUAAUAAGCAGGUGGGAGGCUGGACAGAGGUGUAUAAAGGGCUAACAUUUGCAACAGUGAGAGGGGCAGGCCAUGAAGUCCCACUUUUCAAGCCCAGAGUAGCCCUUGAGCUAUUCAAGUCAUUUAUUAGAGGGGAGCCUCUUCCAAAGUCUUGAGAAAAAAAGAUGUCUUUCCCAUUUAAUUACAUGAACUUCUUCUAAUUCUGUACUGUUGUUGGUAUAGAGAAAGAAAUGUCAUUUUUAAUGGCUAGGAAACAAAUAGAUCAAAACGAUGUUGGGAGAGAGUUGAUCAGAUCACAGCCGUACGUUUGAACAUGCAAAUACAAAAAGGCAAAUGUAUUGGAAGCAUCAAGGUUUUGUUUG